AGUGUAUCAACGCGAGAAUCCGGAUUUUAUCACUGUGUAUCUCGAAAUAUAAGCAACCAUUCAAAAUUUUACGUCCAUACCGUGGAAUUAAUAGUUCAAAAAAAUGACUAUUAUUGGGAAAGUCAAUUUGAAGUUAAUCUUUUGCGGACUCUGAUGGUUAUAAUGGUUAUUGUCGUCAGUAUUGCGGUUUAUUUAUUAGUCACUACCAGAAAAAGAGAUGAAUUAAGGCCAACGAAUUAUUGUAAAGACAUACCAAAAAUAAAACUUUCUUCGUCAAGAUCAGACGGUCCGGGAACAAGUGGAUUUUCAAAAGGAUAUAAACCGUUUCAUGAAGAUGAAUUACCAUAG
This is a messenger RNA of Cotesia congregata, 348 nucleotides long. NCBI's taxonomy places the organism in Eukaryota, Metazoa, Arthropoda, Insecta, Hymenoptera, Braconidae. The record is from the annotation of a GenBank genome assembly.